Biomphalaria glabrata is the source of this 2412-nucleotide messenger RNA. Its product is annotated as syntaxin-5-like. Gene Ontology annotation, molecular function: SNAP receptor activity; SNARE binding. Lineage: Eukaryota; Metazoa; Mollusca; Gastropoda; Planorbidae. The record is from RefSeq and is a predicted model, not a curated record. The transcript is spliced from 11 exons. Gene Ontology annotation, biological process: intracellular protein transport; vesicle fusion; endoplasmic reticulum to Golgi vesicle-mediated transport. The coding region runs from base 127 to 1185 and encodes 352 amino acids. Gene Ontology annotation, cellular component: endomembrane system; Golgi membrane; SNARE complex.
UCGGAAAUAGACCUACGUCAGAAUGUUUCCUGUAGUCGUGGAACUCUUCGGAGUUUAAUAUUUAUUACUUGUAACAUAAGGAAAACAACUAAUAUCAUGUGUGAUGUAUAGGUUAGGACCAGAUCAAUGCUAGCCCGCAGGAGAAGAACAAACUCGGGCUCUGAUAGUCAGCAGCAGUCGCCAUCACCAAGCUACCAAUCAGGCCACAGUAGACAACAAUCACCUCCACCUCCUGCUCAGUCGAUUUUUACUGAUCCAGAAAUGACUUGUCGAGAUAGAUCUGUUGAGUUUAUGUCUGUUGUGAAAUCUCUCCAAUCAAGACAGGGAAAUGGCGUUGUUCAGAAUCAUAAAAGUAAAGCCUUACAUGUUCGCAGUGAAUUCACACAAAUAGCCAAGCGCAUUGGUAAAGAUCUUGCAAAUACUUUUGCAAAAUUAGAGAAACUGACGAUAUUGGCGAAAAGAAAAGCAAUAUUUGAUGACAAGCCCUUGGAGAUUCAGGAGCUGACCUAUAUUAUCAAGCAAGACAUCAACAGCCUUAAUGACCAAAUAGCACAGUUACAGCAGUUGGCUAAAUCUCAGAAGUCUCAAAAUGGCAAACAUUUACAAACACAUUCCAACACAGUGGUGGUGGCUCUUCAGUCAAAACUAGCCUCCAUGUCCAAUGAUUUCAGACAAGUUUUAGAAGUCAGAACUGAAAACUUAAAACACCAAAAGUCUCGCAGAGAACAGUUUUCUUCAACCCCUGUUACAUCGUCAAUGCCUCCGUCUGCGUAUCAAGGUCACAUGAAUGGUUCUGUUCUCUUACAAGAUGAAGCCAGCUAUAAUGGGCAAGUAGCUAUUGAUAUGACGGGAGGGGCCAAAGGUGGGCACAUUCAAAGUCAAAUGCAACUUAUUGAUGAACAGGAUGCUUAUAUUCAAAGCAGGGCUGAGACAAUGCAGAAUAUUGAGUCGACAAUAGUGGAGCUGGGGAGUAUAUUCCAACAGCUGGCUCACAUGGUGAAAGAACAAGAAGAGGUUGUGGGCAGAAUUGAUCAGAAUGUGGAGGAAGCAAGUCUAAAUAUUGAAGCAGCUCACUCUGAGAUACUGAAAUAUUUCCAGUCUGUCACUUCCAACCGUUGGCUGAUGAUUAAGAUAUUUGGAGUGUUGAUGGUUUUCUUUAUUAUUUUUAUAGUGUUUAUGGCAUAGGUUGUUGUUACUGGUUGCUCUUUAAACUCAAGUCUCCUUAAAGCCUUUAUUUUUUUCCAUGGUCCCCUGACUUCUUAGUGAACACAUUGUGAGGGAAAUAGCAUUGUAGAUUUGUUGGGGCGUAUGUGUAUCUGUAACACUAUAGUCAGUGUUCCUCUUUUUGGAAGGAAUUUAUAUCACAGUUGUAUAAUGUGCACUUACUCUAGGUAAUAUAACUACAGAAUGAAAGAUAACUCUUAAAACACCUUGUGUCUUUUUUUUUUUUUAUGAAGAGAUUAGUAUGUGUUUAUCCCCCUUGGCAGGACAAGAACUUUUGUUAGUGAAUUUAAGCCUCCUAGCAUUUUAGCUAUUUCUAAGGAUUAGAAUUAAUUUCCUUUACAUGCAGAGAAGCUUCCCAUAUCUCUUUGAAUAUCUGUGUUUUUGUAUGGAAGUUUUGUUUUUAUUCUUUUUCUGAACAGUGUUGUAAUUUUACAUGUCAUCAGUAUUGAUUCUCACACAUGAAAAUAAUUUGUGGUUUAGGGUUGUAAGCAACGCUUUGUUUGUGUUGGCUUCAUGUCAAACAAAGAAUUACAGAUAAUAAGCCAAGUGGCUUCGUUGCGUUUUUUUUCUUCUGGGCCUAACAGAUUGAGUUAUACAUUCACAUUGUUUUCCAUGUAUGCAACUAAGUGUACAGAUAAUGAACCUGUUGAAGUAAAUACUUGUAUAUUUCGUAUGAAUCGACUUUGUGCUAUCAUCAAAACUUGAGGCCAUGGGGUUGAUAUGUUCUCUUUCACUUGUAUAUAGGUUAUAUUUAAUGAAUGAUAUUUGAAUGGAACUGUUUGAUGAAGGGUGAAUGUGUAUAUAUCUAAUGCAUCAACUUUCUGUGGCUUCAUUUGCUGAUUCAUAUCUGUGUAUAAUAAUUGUAUAAAUGUAUCCUUGUUCUGUAUGGACAUGUACAGCUCUAAUGAUAUAAAUAUCAUCCACCAACCGUUGUAGUUUGGAAACAAUGCCAACUUUUGCAUUGACUUAAUGUGAGCAGAAGUACAAGUUAUUUAUUUUGUGGGCAGACGCCUUUUGUUGAAGUCAUUUUCUUUUUUGUUUGCAUAUGUCAAUGUGAUGAGUGCAAUGACACAUAUUUCUGUGUUAUGUCACGUGUACAUAUUAACAUGCAUGUCAACUGUAUGUAGCUACGUAUGUAAAUAGUUGUGAAAGAUGUUUUAAACAAAUAAAUAAUUUCAUUCAAAAGGC